Messenger RNA from Epinephelus fuscoguttatus (brown-marbled grouper), 6519 nucleotides. It is a transcript of the gene slc6a5, whose product is annotated as solute carrier family 6 member 5. Gene Ontology annotation, molecular function: glycine:sodium symporter activity. NCBI's taxonomy places the organism in Eukaryota, Metazoa, Chordata, Actinopteri, Perciformes, Serranidae. Gene Ontology annotation, biological process: synaptic transmission, glycinergic; glycine import across plasma membrane; sodium ion transmembrane transport. The record is from RefSeq and is a predicted model, not a curated record. The coding region runs from base 153 to 2507 and encodes 784 amino acids. Gene Ontology annotation, cellular component: membrane. The transcript is spliced from 16 exons.
UUGCUCUGCACUGACGCAAACUCCGGUCUUUCCCACGGAGCUAUAGAAAAGCUUUGCACUUGGUGCUUUGCGCGGCAACAACCAGUCCGCUCCCAGUCCUCUCUCUGUCUUUAUACAGCUGCUCCCAGCCUGCCAGCAGACAUCUGCACACAAUGGAUUUCUCUGACCAGAGAGAAAUGGCCAAACAGCCGGCCAGCGCCAGCGCUCCCACCGGCUACAUCCCGGCGCAGCAGCCCGACGGAGCUGCGGGACUUACAACAAACAAACCGGACAACACGGCCGCGUGCCCGCCGCCCGCCCCUCGCCAUCACCCGGCGCCUCAGCCGCCGCCUCCCUGCAACGAGAGCAAAACUUUUUGUCCCACGGAAAAUAAACCGGGAGAUCUGGACAGCAAUAAAGCCUAUGGGACGUUUAAAAGCACCCCGCCGGCGGCCCCCGGAUCCGUGGCCGUCAACUCGGCCUUCAGGAAGGAUUCCACCGGCUCGGCCCGCGGGGGGUCCGCCCCGUACGGCGACCCGCUCCGGGCCACUGCAGAGCAGAACAACACCGCGGGCAACUGGACGGCUAUGAGCCAGACCACCAUCAUACUGGGAACAGAUGGGAACACGUCUGUUCAGCCCGGCACCGUGGCGGGGGCUGACGAUGAUGACGAGGUGGGAGAUGAGAAUAAGGCCAGAGGAAACUGGUCCAAUAAACUGGAUUUUAUUCUGUCCAUGGUGGGCUAUGCGGUGGGACUGGGGAACGUGUGGAGGUUCCCUUAUCUUGCCUUCCAAAAUGGUGGAGGAGCUUUUUUGAUCCCCUACCUGACAAUGCUGGGCAUUGCCGGCAUCCCAAUCUUUUUGCUGGAGGUGUCCCUGGGCCAGUUCGCCAGCCAGGGGCCCGUGUCCGUGUGGAAAUGCAUCCCAGCUCUGCAAGGUUGCGGGAUUGCCAUGUUGAUAAUAUCUGUCUUGAUAGCCAUAUACUAUAAUAUUAUAAUGUGCUGGACACUGUACUACCUGUUCGCUUCGUUGAAGGGCUCACUACCAUGGGCUAACUGUAGGAAUGAGUGGAACACGGUGGAAUGUAAGGACAAAGACAUGCUGCUGUUAGACGCGUGCAUCCUGCGGGACAGAAACAUCACCUCCAUCAAGAACUCCAGUUUCUGUCUGUCCGCAAACGCUGUGGGAAACCUGAGCAAACUGAUAAACAUGACUGUGGACGGCAACAAGACCUACGUCAGCCCCAGCGAGGAGUACUUCAAGUACAAUGUGUUGCACAUCUCCAAAGGAAUCGAAUAUCCAGGAGACAUCCGCUGGCCUCUGGCAGGCUGUCUGCUGCUGGCCUGGAUCAUCGUCUACGCCUCUUUAGCCAAAGGAAUCAAGUCAUCAGGAAAGGUGGUGUAUUUCACAGCCACAUUUCCCUACGUGGUGCUGGUCAUCCUGCUCAUCAGAGGAGUGACCCUUCCCGGUGCCUUCGACGGCAUCCUUUACUUUAUCACACCAAAGUGGGAGAAACUGAACGAUGCAAAGGUGUGGAAAGACGCAGCCACUCAGAUCUUCUUCUCUCUGUCGGCUGCUUGGGGAGGCCUCAUCACUCUCUCCUCAUACAAUAAGUUCCACAAUAACUGCUACAGGGAUACUAUUAUUGUGACAUGUACAAACAGUGCCACCAGUAUAUUUGCGGGGUUUGUCAUCUUCUCGGUCAUUGGUUUCAUGGCACAUGAGUUGAAAGUGCCGAUAGAGAAGGUGGCAGAUGAAGGUCCAGGCAUAGCGUUCGUGGUGUAUCCAGAGGCUCUGACCAGACUUCCACUGUCUCCUUUCUGGGCGAUCAUCUUCUUCCUCAUGCUUCUGACUCUUGGCCUGGAUACCAUGUUUGCCACCAUUGAGACCAUCGUAACCUCAGUGUCGGACGAGUUCCCCAAAUACUUGAGGAAACACAAACCGCUCUUCACCCUGGUCUGCUGCAUCUCCUUCUUCAUCCUGGGAUUUCCCAUGAUCACAGAGAGCGGGAUGUUCAUGCUGCAGCUGGUGGACACAUUUGCAGCCUCCUACUCUUUGGUCAUCAUUGCGAUUUUCGAGCUGGUGGGGAUUUCCUACCUCUAUGGUCUGCAGAGGUUUUGCGAGGACAUUGAAAUGAUGAUUGGUUUCCAGCCAAACCGAUUCUGGAGAAUCUGCUGGGCCUUUGUGACUCCAACCAUUCUGACGGGCAUCCUGGGACUGAGUCUGUACCAGUGGAAGGUAAUGACGUACGAGGAUUACACCUACCCCACCUGGUCUAUGGUUCUGGGCUGGCUCAUGGUCAUCUGCUCCGUCAUCUGGAUCCCCAUCAUGUUCGCCAUUAAGAUGCACCUCGCCCCCGGCACCUUAAUCGAGCGUCUGAAGCUGGUAUGCUCCCCUCAGCCAGAUUGGGGUCCCUUCCUGAUGAAGCACCGCGGAGAACGCUACAAGAACAUGAUCGACCCCUUGGGAACCAACUCCCUGGGCCUCAAACUGCCCCCCAAGGACUUCCAGCUUGGCUCCUACCAGUAGCAGGUGCCAGGACAGCACCACACUCACCAACUCCAACCCCUGCAGGGGGGCACUGGGAGGAGGGCAACCUCCACCUCUUCUUUUCCCUCCUCCUCUUCCUCCUCUCUCUCUUUCUCCUGUCUGUGCAUCACCCUCUUUGCUUCCUGUCUCUCUCCCUGUAUCGUGGAUGUGGAAACAGACUCCCCUUUCCUCUUCCUUCUCUUCUUCCUCACCACUUCCUCUCUUCUCUCACGGAGGAGUGGAUGCCCAGGUGGAGUCUACUCCUCCACUGCUGCUUCGGUUAACGGGCUAUCAUCGCCCCCCCCACACAUGACCACUGAUUACUUCAGAACCCUUCCCAGGGAUCUUUAUUCCAAGAGAAAAUUGUGUCAUAAAAUGACACAGCUCAGACUGCACUUGCAAUAUUAGACUCAACCAUAGCUGCUCCCUAUGGAGUUGUGUGUGUGUGUGUGUGUGUGUGUGUACGUGCGUUUGUGUGUGCGUGUGCCGUCAUAUUUGUGUGUAGAGAUAAUGAAUCAUCUCGGUGCAAGCAGACACAGGAAAACAAAAAGAAAACUGAGCGACAGAGAAGCAGCGGUUCAACAAGCUCGGCGGGGAUCUGUGUUUUGUUCCAUCUGCGUACAAAUUUCCAGUGGCAAUACAAAUAAUAUCAACUGCCUCUGGAAGGAAAAAAAAAGCAAAAAAAAAAAAAAAAAAAAAAAGCACUGGUAUCACAUUUUGUUCCUAUCCAGCAGUAUAUAUGUAUAUUCACACUAGCUACACUGCUCAGUUGCUUUUGCUUUGUCAAAAAUAGAUUACACGAUCUGCAAUUUGUGCCUCUUACGUCCCAAUAGAGUAGCAAACGCAUCCUGAUGACCACUUACAGUAGAUACACUCUGGCCUGAAUGACUCUGCAGUACGUUAGAAGCUUGGGUCUAUUUUUCUCUCUGAACCUGAGGGACCAUUUGUGAUACCCUCUCUCUUUGUCUAUUUAUUAAAUCGUAUUCCUGUUCUCCUCUAUUGUAUUAUCCUAGAAAUUAAAGGACACAUUCCUAACGUAGGAAACCACUAGACUAGUCAAUCCUUCCUUUAGCAACGUGGCCAUUUAACCUUUUUAAGUCCGGGAAACCUGACCUGAUAGUCACUCUGUGCAUAUAUUUUAGACGUUGUAUUUAUCUCUGUAUGUGUUGUGAACUUGUCAAAGCAUCUGUGGAAACCAUCUUUACAAAGUGCAUCACAUCAGUAGAGUAACAGUAUAAAAUAUAUAAAUAUAUAUAUACAUAUACAGUUAUAUAUGUAAAGCCUCCAGCUGAGGAGAGAUCGCGCAAGACAGAGAAUGAGUGUGAGUGUGUUCAUGUCUCUCUGAACCCCAUGUUUCUCCUGCUAGCUGUGUAAAAUCUUGUACAAAGUGUACACUUCUUAAAAAAAAAAAAAAGUUCAAGUAGUAAGUGUGUGUGUGUUGUCGCGUCCUCACAUGUUAGGAGCAGCUGCUAUGUGUGAGUAGAUGAAGAUUAGAUUAGAAAAUGGCCUCCUUCUUUCCCUGGAAGUGUACUUUGUCUCUUGUUGUUUGUGGUAGACCUCCGGAGACCUCUUUGCCAUUUCAGACUUUUGCCUCUCGCUUCUCUGUGUGUCCUCGUGAAAACAGGGUCUCAGGUAUAAUCGAUUCCGCCAGACUACUGCGGUAGCUGCGGGAAUAAUAGCAUUCAGUGCAUAGGAAACAGAGAAUAGAGCCAUCCUAAUGUUAAAUUAUAUUGGAAGCAGCGCUGGAGUGUGCUGCAAAGGAUCAGAAUCAAACUACGACUUCCUGAUGACCUCAAUGCAGCAUCACUUUGCUUUUUGCUUUCACUUGCUUAAAUGCUUCUUGUGAUGAUUAUACAGGAUGUACGAGUGACCUAACCUGCUCUGACCAGCUGUGUGCAGUGCUAAAACAAGUAUCUUGCUUUUCAAAACAUAGUUAGAUGGAAAAUUAGUUGAGAUUAAUUAUGAAACUCUAAUUUCAAAUGCCUUGAUAUUAACAUUUAAUUGGCUCUUGAGCCAGUUUGUUGACCGUCAGUACACUGACAGGUUUUAAUUACAAACGCAGAAAAUGAAAGGCUUUCCACGCCUUGCUCACACUGUGGUCCAUCACGCUUGUAGUCUAAUUACUGUAGUUUAAUACAUGUGUCCCUUUAAGUUGUGCUGUUACGACAUCAUCAGCACAAAUGAGUUACUGUAAGAGUAUUUCUGGGGCUUUUAAAGUCCAGAUGUAACAGGCCGGUGCAGCUCAGCAGGCACCCGACUGGCUUUGCAGCCCCUUUAAAUGUGACAUGACAGGCAGCCAACUUUUACUUUGUGGGCUGCCAACCAAUUACCUACACAAUAACACCAUGUAUCCACUCAGAAGCAAUUAGUCCUUUCCACACUUUGACCAGUUGGAUAUUCAUUUUCAUGUUGACACAAAGUCCUGAUCGCCUUUAUUAUGCUUUUAACACUGCAGGCAUUUACUUGUUGAGUGGUUUAAAUGGAAGUUGCAGGUAUGGAUGCAAUUACAGUCACUCAGAGGUUUUAAGGGUCUCCCUAACCAUUUCUCUAAGCCAUGUCUUUUCAUAAUCUUGACGUGAAAAUAGCACAGAUAUGAGGUUGCAGACAAAACAUAAUCAAUUAAUGAGCACAAAAACCCUGUUGUUAAAUAGCGUGCCUGCUCCACAGUGUUGCUUUUGUUAAGACUUAGCGCAUUUAGCUCUCUUUGUUCAAAUGUGAUAAUAACGUGUGUCUGUGUACGCUUGUGUGUGUGUGUGUGUGUGUGUGUGUGUCUCUGUAUUAGUUUCACUGAACUCCACUUAACUGUCAAUCAGAUGUUUGCAUGGCCAGUCUCAGAGUAGAUUGCUGAGAGAAACAGAGGAGAUUUACAGGAUUUUUUUUUCCUAGGAUGCCUCAGCCUGAUGCUCCUCUUUCUCUUUUCUGAUGGGUGUAAGGAUCUUAGACCACCAAUUGUGAACUUGAGCUGGGUAAAACUUUUAACACUAAUAUGCUCCGAAAAAAAAUUCAAUCGCAACCACUCACUUGAGAGCAGGGGUGGCGGAUGGAGCAGGUUUUAAAUCAUGUGUUGGAUGUAGUGGACAGUAUGCUCUUUGCAGUAAGAAUGAUGAAAGGCCUUUUAUGCCCUGAGAUAGAUUUUAAUGAUUUCCCUUAGGGCCCCAGCUAAAUAGCUAUAAGUUAUGUGUUUGUGUCCUCUGUGUUUCCAUUUCUACUGGGCUUCUCUGCUUUUGGUUUGAGAAAAAAAAUGGCUAAGGGUUCAGUUAAAACCACAUUGCUUUAUAAAAUAUAACACUGAAGAGCUUGCAUGUGCAGUUUGUGUUGCUGUAACUCAGUGUCCAUGUAUAGUAAUCCUUGUCCUUUCUCUCUCAGUAGUAUAAGUCUGUGCAUGUUUACGUUAGGGAGCUUUUUGUUCUGCAUAAAGUUACGAAACAGAGGGUUGCUGUCCUUCUUACGGAGGAGGAAGAAGAAGAAAAAAAAAGUAACUGUCAAUUCGCUUUGCCUGCAAGUCAGCUUUGGGCAGUAUAGGUAACCAAAGAAAGAGAUCUUUAUUUAGGGUUGUAGUGGAAACCGAAAACAAACUUUAGAAGAAAAAAGGAAUGUGUCAUCUGCGUAUAGGAGGGUUGAGAUACUGCCAUUCAUAUCCCAUGUAGUGUUCCUCGAUGUUUGCCAAUACGUUACAAAACAUCUUCAGGUAACCAUUGGCCUUAUAGAUGUCCUCUAAUGGUAGAAUAUUGUAUGUAUUUCAAAAAUAACACCACAGAAUAGCUUAUCGUCUGUCUCAUAUGGUACAAGUAUUCCUAUUGUUAUGUCUGUUGUGUCUUUUUGGCACUUUAUUGUCCGACCUAUGAAUGCAUAGGUUAAAUUUCUAAUUACUUGAGUAAUGUCAUAUAUUUCUGUGUGUUCUAUGUGAGGUACUGCUGCCUAUGGAUAUAGAUAUGUGCCUCCAACAGCCCAUGACAUCCUUUGAUUUUAAAAAUAGAGAGUAGAUAUAUAACAAAUAUGUUUUAAAAAUUGG